This is a messenger RNA of Triticum dicoccoides, 1828 nucleotides long. Its product is annotated as glycosyltransferase family 92 protein RCOM_0530710-like. NCBI's taxonomy places the organism in Eukaryota, Viridiplantae, Streptophyta, Magnoliopsida, Poales, Poaceae. Gene Ontology annotation, cellular component: cytoplasm. The coding region runs from base 96 to 1787 and encodes 563 amino acids. Gene Ontology annotation, molecular function: glycosyltransferase activity. The record is from RefSeq and is a predicted model, not a curated record. The transcript has a single exon.
GCAGGAGACGGCCCUGGUCAGUUCCUGCGUGUAAUUCCCAUCGGUCGCCGCCGCAACCGUGCGUCAUCUAGUCUGCCUGGACAGGCACCAGCACCAUGCAGUCGCGCCGGCGGCACGCCGCCGCCGCGGCCCUCUCCGUCACGGCGCUCCUCCUCUUCAUCUGCGUCCAGGCCGGCCUCGUCGCAUUCCCUCUGCGCGACACGCGCUCGCGCGCCCUGCUCGUGCCGCCGCGCUGGCUGCCCCUCGGCCUCCGCGCCGUCCGAGCUGGGACAGCCACGCCGGCGGGCGCGGGGACGGAGGCCGUGCUGCUUCCGGGCUGGGAGGUCAUCGUCCUGGUCCGACGACCCGACGCCGCCAGUGCACCCGUGCAAAACGCCACGUGUAUGUUCCGGGGCGGGGCGUCCUCCCCGGCGCGCGCGCUUGGGCCACUGCCGGCGUCCGGCCGCCACGCCUACACAUGCAUCAUGCCCGAGCCAGCGCGGACUCAGCGACACGACGCGCCUCUCGUGCUCUUCCCCGUCUCCACGGUCAUCAACGCCGACGAUGGCGCCACAGGCCGCUCGCCGGAGAUGCUGAAGUGGAGCAACCGCAUCGUGUACGAGUCCGUCGUGGUCGACGGCGGCGACGUGCUCGUAUUCGCCAAGGGCGUGAACCGACGGAAAAAAGUCAACCGUGCGGCUGCAGACAUCCGGUGCCUGUACUACCGUGGCGACGCCGGCAACGCCGUGGCCUCGCUGCCGGCCACCACCUCGGCGCAGCAAGUCUUCCGGUGCCCACCUCCGCCGGCGACGGCUCCGGUAUACCGAGAGCUCCGCGUCACGCUUGCCGUGGUCGGCGAGGAGCCCAUCCCCUCACUGGCCACCUACGAUCCUCCACGUCGUCGCGACUCGCGGACUACUGGAUCAACGACGUCAGGGAAGAGGCUGAUUUGCGCCUGCACCAUGGUCCGCGACGUGGCCAAGUUCCUGCGGGAGUGGGUCGUCUACCACGCGGCCGUGGGCGUGGACCGGUUCUACGUCUACGACAACGGGAGCGAGGAUGACCUGGUGGACCAGGUGCGCCAUCUCACCUCGGACGGAUUCGAAAUCUUCACCAUGACCUGGCCCUGGCCCAAAACUCUAGAGGCCGCGCUAUCCCACGGCGCCGCGGUGCAUCGAGAUUCGUGCGAGUGGAUGGUCUUCAUCGACGUUGACGAGUUCAUCUUCUCCCCGCACUGGGUCCAUUCGGAGAACCCGACAAAAUCUAUGCUCCAUUCGAUCACAACCGUCGAAAAAGACAUUGGACAGGUGUCCAUGUGGUGCGCGGAUUUCGGCCCCUCAGGCCAGAACGCGCACCCAAAGGAGGGGGUCACCCAAGGCUACACAUGCCGAAGGCAGAUCAUGGAGCGACGCAAGUCAUUGGUCCGGCUCGACGCGAUGGACCGGUCGCUGAGUAACUCGGUCCACUACUUCAUGCUUCAACCAGGGUUUCAAAGCAAAUGGAACACGCGAGUUCGCGUGAACCACUACAAGUACCAAGCUUGGGACGAGUUCAAGGUGAAAUUCCGCCGCCGGGCUUCGACAUACACCGUCAAUUGGACCGAAAAGAAGAACCUCCGUUCCAAUGACCGGACUCCGGGUUUAGGGUUUGAGGCGGUCGAGCCAGCUGGUUGGCCGCACAGGUUCUGCGAGGUGAAUGACACUCUGCUCCGCAAUGUGACUCGGAGAUGGUUCAGCCUUGGAUUUGGAAACAAGCUGGGUACGCGACGAAUAAUCAGUACAACUCCUGGCUCAUCAUAUAAUGUAUGAAACAUGAUCAAGAGACAUUGCUCUACCUCUCUGGUGUGUUC